AUGUUCCUCAGCCUCCUCACCUCUGCUCUCCUCUUCUCUAGCAUCAGCAAUGCGCAGAUUAACCUCGGGACUGCUGCGUCCUUUGCUGUUCUUGGUGGCUCAACAGUGACGAACACAGGCCCAACAUUUAUUACUGGUGAUCUUGGCGUCUGGCCUGGGACGUCUAUCACGGGUGGGGGUUCAAUUACGCUAGUUGGAGCUGUACACCAAACUGAUGGGGUCGCUCAUGGAGCACAGAAUGAUCUGACGACUGCAUAUACUACCGCAAUGAAUCUGGCAUCUUCGACCUUGGCAUCAGCGCAACUUUCUGGUCAAGCACCUCCUCCUGGUGUAUAUGAUUCACCUACCUUGGAUCUUAGUGUUGGAGGAACUCUCACGCUUAACGGAGGUGCGAAUUCAGUUUGGAUCUUCAAAGUCGGUUCCACCCUGGUCACUGGAUCAGGCUCGGUAAUUGCCCUGACUGGAGGUGCCCAAGCUUGCAACGUCUUCUGGCAAGUGGGUAGCUCAGCGACCCUGGGAACAAAUAGCGUUUUCGUUGGGACCAUCAUGGCGUUAACUUCCAUCACAGCGCAAACUGGCGCGACCAUCAACGGACGCCUUCUUGCACGUAACGGAGCUGUGACUCUGGACACCAAUAGAAUCAUCAAUCAAGGUUGUGGAAUUACUCCGCCUACGACGACAACAGUAGUUGUGCCCACACCCACGACAACUACUGCCGGAUCACCAAUCAUCAAUGUGCCUAUUUUAGGGCCCAUCGGGCCCAUCGGGCCCAUUUCGGUGCCCAUUGACGCUGGCAGCGGCAACAUCGGCGACAACGGCAACGGCAACGGCAACGACAACAACAGCGGCAACGGUAGCGGCAACGGCGGCAACGGCAGCGGCAGCGGCACCAGUGGUAACGGUAGCGGCAACGGCGGCAACAGCAACGGCAACGGCAAUAGCGGUGGCGGAAAUGGAAACGGCAAUGGCAACAACGGCAGCGGUAACGGAAAUGGCAAUGGCAACAAUGGCAGCGGUAACGGCAACGGCAAUGGCAACGGCAAUGGCAAUAGUAAUAUCGUCACAUUGUCCACGUCACACACAACCACGUCACCCACAACCACGUCGUGGAAACCAUACUCAACUAUCACGUACAAUCACCCCGACCACAACCAAGACUACAACCAAGAGCACGAUCAAGACUACAACCAAAAGCACAACCAAGACUACAACCAAGACUACAACCAAGACUACAACCAAGACUACAACCAAGACUACAACCAAGACUACAACCAAGACUACAACCAAGACUACAACCAAGAGCACGAUCAAGACUACGACCAAGACUACGACCAAGACGACAACCUAGGAUGGGACUUUUAA
Molecule: messenger RNA, 1362 nt
Organism: Penicillium cosmopolitanum
Lineage: Eukaryota; Fungi; Ascomycota; Eurotiomycetes; Eurotiales; Aspergillaceae
Exons: 1
Coding region: 1-1362 (453 amino acids)
Source: RefSeq, a predicted model, not a curated record